AGCUUUCGUUCUGUCCAUUCGUUUCCUUCGUUCGCCUGGCCCCGGUUUACACAACAUCCGUCCAUUCGUUUAUUCUCGACGAUGUCGACAACCCUGGAUCCGUCAAUUUCGAUACACAGCACUCUCGGCGCUGUCUUCAUCGGUUUCGCCUUCGCCUGUGUAGUGUUCGGGGUAGUCUUGACUCAGAUAUUCUCAUAUUUUCGCAAUUAUCCUGGAGAUAGGUUUGCAUUCAAGGCUACGGUGGCUGUCAUCUGCAUCCUGGAGAUCGUCGAUCAAGCUUUCAUAGGCCACAUCGUGUAUCACUACAGCGUAAGCAACUUUGCGCGAGUAUCAGUGUUGCUACAAGCAGAAACGACAUGGUCAUUGAUUCUACAACUCACGGCCGGGGCCAUUGUAGGAUUCAUUGUUAAAUUUUACUUCGGCCUUCGGGUAUGGCGAUUCAGCAAUCGCAACAUCUUCGUCACGGGCCUGGUCAUGUUCCUCACGUUCGCUCAACUGGGUCUCGCCCUUGCUUUCACUGUUGAAGCUUUCAAACUUCCCAAUAUCUUCGCGGUGCAUGAUCUUCAAGCACUGGGGACGACUUCCCUCGCAGUGGGAGUGGCGACCGAUAUCGUCACAGCAACAGCACUGUGCUACUUCCUCAGUAAACUGAGAACUGGGCUCAAGACAUCGGACAGUUUGGUGAACGCGCUCUGUUCCUAUGCCAUUAAUACCGGUGUUUUAACUAGUACCCUGAGCGUUGCGACGCUGGUUCUGUACAACGCCAUGCCUACAAAUAACCUUUAUUUCGUCGCAACAUAUUUCAUCCUCAGUAAACUCUACGCAAUCUCGCUCAAUACGAGACGGCAGAUCAGAGGCCGGGGGACGGAGAAGCAGGAUGUAACCACCAACAACACUAAUAUGUUCCAUCUCGGUACUCGCAUGCCGAGUAUGGCGCCUACAGAUCUCGAGCGGUGGGACGUCGUUUAUCCACCUGUGCAAGCUUACUCUGGGAAGCACGAUUCCUAUGAGGAGGAUUACGGCUACUCGUCACAUUCCAAACCACCGCGCCUCGAACCUGGCCAUUCUUAUGCCGUUUAG
Molecule: messenger RNA, 1080 nt
Organism: Coprinopsis cinerea okayama7#130
Lineage: Eukaryota; Fungi; Basidiomycota; Agaricomycetes; Agaricales; Psathyrellaceae
Exons: 16
Coding region: 82-1080 (332 amino acids)
Source: RefSeq, a predicted model, not a curated record